ACAUGAAAGAAGGAUCUCGCGACAGUCGGAAGUGAUCCACAGAAAGAACUCAACCGGAUCGUGGAACCAUCGAAAUGCUGCAAGAUAAGGUCCGUCACAGGAUAAAGACUAAACGACCUCCCAUGCCAUGCCUGACCCUGUACUUGCUAGUCCUCCAGCUGACUGUUGUUUAAACUGUUUCCCCCAUGAAGGGGUGCCCCGAGGCAAAUGGGCUCGAAUUGCGGAUAUCGAAACUUACGUCUCGAAACCAGUACCCGAGAGAAAUACAAAGCAGAUCAUCUUGUAUUUUCCAGACGUAUGGGGAAUCGACAUAUUCGUGAACGGGCAGCUUUUAGUCGACUACUUUGCCAGUCAGGGAUUUACAGUUUUGGCUUUGGACUACUUCAGGGGGGACUCCGUACAAAGGCACCGUAAAAAUCGUCAUGACCGCACCACCAAUCCGAACUUCGAUUACGAAGCGUGGAAGCAAAAACACACGACGUUUGCUGAUAGCAAUGUACCGAAGUGGAUCGACGCGGUAGUUGAACAGUUCGGUGGUCCUGAUAUGCAAUAUGCAGCUGUCGGUUAUUGUUUCGGGGCCCCGUAUGUCAUGGACGCGCUUCUAGAGGGGUCACAAUUUUGCGCGGGGGCUUUUGCGCAUCCUGCUUUUCUCAAGGAAAGCCAUUUCUUCGCAUGCGCUAAACCUCUACUGCUAUCUUGUUCUGAGGUAGACCAUACCUUUCCCGCAGAGUCGCGACACAGGGCAGAGGAUAUCCUCAAGGAGAAGCAAACGCCUUACCAUGUUCAGCUGUUCUCUGGAGUAGAGCAUGGAUUUGCUCUCCGCGGAGACAUGUCUGACCCAUAUCAAAGGUGGAUCAAAGAGGAGAGUGCUGAUGCCAUCGUACGGUGGUUCCGUUUCUGGAUGACAUCGGGGCGCAAGUAAUGGCUAGGCUGACGCAAACGGCGUCACAUAUGUGUAUUUCAUGAAAUUAAUUUGAUCUUUCAUCUGAAUCGGCCUCACACCAGU
This is a messenger RNA of Desarmillaria tabescens, 1006 nucleotides long. Its product is annotated as Alpha/Beta hydrolase protein. The transcript has 7 exons. Gene Ontology annotation, molecular function: hydrolase activity. The record is from RefSeq and is a predicted model, not a curated record. Bases 128 to 922 code for a protein of 264 amino acids. NCBI's taxonomy places the organism in Eukaryota, Fungi, Basidiomycota, Agaricomycetes, Agaricales, Physalacriaceae.